Molecule: messenger RNA, 1735 nt
Organism: Acanthisitta chloris (rifleman)
Lineage: Eukaryota; Metazoa; Chordata; Aves; Passeriformes; Acanthisittidae
Gene: PEX3
Product: peroxisomal biogenesis factor 3
Exons: 12
Coding region: 1-1098 (365 amino acids)
Biological process (GO): protein import into peroxisome membrane
Cellular component (GO): peroxisomal membrane
Molecular function (GO): protein-macromolecule adaptor activity
Source: RefSeq, a predicted model, not a curated record
AUGAGGGAUGGUCAGAUCCUCAAGGGUAGAACAGUGGGGCUCGAAAGCAGGAACCAGGUAGGAGUCUAUUUACUGGGAAAAUAUGGGCAGAAGAAAAUAAGAGAAAUCCAGGAACGAGAGGCAGCUGAAUACAUUGCACAAGCACGAAGACAGUAUCAUUUUGAAAGUAAUCAGAGGACGUGCAAUAUGACAGUACUGUCAAUGCUUCCAACACUGAGGGAUGCCUUAAUGCAUCAGCUGAACUCUGAGAGUCUCACAUCUCUUCUUAAAAAUAGGCCAGCAAACAAGUUAGAAAUAUGGGAGGAUUUAAAGAUAAUAAGUUUCACAAGAAGCAUUGUAGCUGUGUAUAGUACCUGUAUGCUAGUAGUUCUUUUGCGAGUCCAGUUAAAUAUUAUAGGUGGUUACAUCUACCUGGAUAAUGCUGCACUCUGCAAAAAUGGCACGACACCACUCGCUCCCCCUGAAGUCCAGCAGCAAUAUUUAUCAAGCAUUCAGCACCUUUUAGGAGAUGGACUGACUGAGUUAAUAACCAUUGUUAAACAAGCUGUGCAUAAAGUUUUUGGAAGUAUUUCCCUUAAACACACCCUGUCUCUUCUGGACCUGGAACAGAAACUAAAAGAUAUCAGGGAAGUAGUGGAACAUAAAGAUUCAGAUCAGAUUGCCUCUUACUCUCCCUUAUGUCAUUAUCUGAUGCCAGAUGAAGAACACCCCUUGGCUAGCCAGGCCUAUGGACUCACAGAAAGAGACAUUGCUACAAUUAAAUUGCUGAAUGAAACUAGAGAUAUGCUGGAGAGUCCAGACUUCAGUACAGUUUUGAGCACUUGUUUAAAUAGAGGAUUCAGUCGACUGCUGGACAAUAUGGCAGAGUUUUUCAGACCUACCGAAAAGGACCUCUCUCAGAAUGGCUCUGUAAAUAGUCUUUCCAGUGUCAGUCUUCCUUUAGCCAAGAUAAUUCCAAUAAUAAAUGGACAGAUCCAUUCAGUAUGCAGUGAAACACCCAGUCACUUCGUUCAGGAUCUGUUGAUGAUGGAACAAGUGAAAGACUUUGCUGCUAAUGUUUACGAAGCUUUCAGUACCCCUCAGCAACUAGAGAAAUGACCUGCACAUGUUUAGGAAUAGGUGGUGUAUUUAUAACGAAUCCCUUGUGACUACUGAUGGCUUGGGUUAAUUCUGUAAUGGUGUAGGAGUGGCAGACCAGCAGGAAGAACACUCUGAGGAAAGUGGGAGUGAGUCCAUAUUUCUUCAAAUAGAAUUAUAUUUCAAACACCCAUUAAAAAUAUUGUUGAAAGAAUCAUUGUAUGUAAAGACUUUUCUAUUUAAAAAGUGGCUGAACUCUCCUGUAAUUCAUUUGACCUUUUUUAUUGCAUCUACAAGGCACCUGGUGGCAGUACUACAACAAGCUACUGAGAAACCCAUUUGUUUGCCUGGGGUGUUUGGAAGAAUUUUGGGAAGAGCUAAUGAGAGUGAUCUUAGAAUAGCACAGAGUAGCAGAAUGAAUUAAGGCUUUUUUUCUUCUUCUCCCCCUAAAUUUUUCUUUAUAAAAAGGAAAUUUUUUUCCUUAGCUUUAUCCAUGUUGUUCCAAAGAGCCUCUUGAUCUUCAGAAAGCCUUUGCCAACAGAGGCAUCUUCCUCUUGAACCAGCUGGGGGUGUGCUCUCUGUUACUUAAUACUAAAGGAAUGUGGUUUUUUAGCUGUUCUCAUGUUUAUGCUGUUCAAACAGCUACACUGUACACAUU